CUCUAAUUAAAAUAAUGACUUUUAUCUGCAUCCAGGUUGGCUCUAGAAGUAUCUUUCUCAUUCCAAAAAUCAGACGCAGGACCUCUCUUUCCAACAAUCUUCUCUUCCUCUCUUCAACUGGUUUAGUCAUCUCAAGUAUGCUUUUAACAGAAAGACUACCCGUUCAACCCGUUUCAUCUUCUCAGUUGUGGGUUACAAUUAUUUCAGGAACUCUGAAUUAUAGUUACAAGCACCGUCAACCUAAAAAGAUCCGGAUGCCGAUGUUGCUGUGUUCGAUGGUUGCUGGAUUAGAAGGCGUACCUACGUUCCUACUGUAUGCUGCCUCUUGUUCACGGUAGCCUAGAUUAUAAAAUUUUGUUUAUGUACUUUUCAAACAGAAGAUGUAUUUUCUUCA
Messenger RNA from Nicotiana attenuata, 394 nucleotides. RefSeq lists its product as uncharacterized. The transcript is spliced from 4 exons. Lineage: Eukaryota; Viridiplantae; Streptophyta; Magnoliopsida; Solanales; Solanaceae. Bases 15 to 338 code for a protein of 107 amino acids. The record is from RefSeq and is a predicted model, not a curated record.